AUAAAGACAAAAGCGUUACUUCGUUCAUGGGUAUAACUGUAUAAAAAAGGCAAAUGAGAAAUGAAAACAAGUAAACGCGUUACUCAUCGAUCCCGUCCCGCUCUCAACUCUGGUAUGUGUGAAAUUUACGCACGCUGAAGGAGUCUCCGAUCUGCGUGUAUUAACUGAAAAUCAGUUCUGGGAGAGAGAAGGAUAAACCCAUCAUUUUCAAGUUUCUUUGGAGUGGACCGGAGGGAAACAUUUGAUAGUUCUUUACAAUGAAGAAUCAUGAGCGUCUGGCUAACCUUGCCUUAGCAGGUUUGACUUUAACUCCAUUGAUUGUGAAGGUAGACCCGAACUUGAAUGUUAUUUUGACAGCAUGCCUAGCAGUAUAUGUAGGUUGCUACCGUUCUGUCAAGCCAACUCCACCCACCGAGACCAUGUCCAAUGAGCAUGCCAUGCGGUUCCCCUUGGUUGGGAGUGCAGUACUGCUGUCAUUGUUCUUGCUCUUUAAAUUUCUGUCAAAAGACUUGGUUAAUGCAGUAUUAACUUGCUACUUUUUCGUACUUGGGAUUGUCGCUCUUUCGGCAACAUUGUUACCCGCAAUUAAACGUUUUUUACCAAAACGUUGGAAUGAUGAUGUCAUAACCUGGAAGUUUCCAUAUUUUCGAUCUUUGGAGGUUGAGUUUACGAGAUCACAGAUUGUUGCAGCGAUUCCUGGAACUUUCUUUUGUGCAUGGUAUGCUUCACAGAAGCAUUGGUUGGCUAACAAUAUUUUGGGCCUCGCUUUCUGCAUUCAGGGGAUAGAAAUGCUUUCACUUGGUUCAUUUAAGACUGGAGCCAUCCUCUUGGCUGGGCUUUUUGUAUAUGACAUAUUCUGGGUCUUUUUCACUCCAGUAAUGGUUAGCGUGGCUAAAUCUUUUGAUGCUCCGAUAAAGCUUUUGUUUCCUACAUCAGAUUCUGCUCGUCCAUUUUCAAUGCUUGGUCUGGGAGAUAUAGUGAUUCCUGGCAUCUUUGUGGCACUGGCACUACGAUUUGAUGUUUCCAGAGGGAAAGAAAGCCAAUACUUCAAGAGUGCUUUUCUAGGAUACACAUUUGGUUUGGUGCUCACAAUUGUUGUCAUGAACUGGUUUCAAGCUGCACAGCCUGCACUAUUGUAUAUUGUACCAGCUGUUAUUGGAUUUUUGGCUGUGCAUUGCAUAUGUAACGGUGAAAUUAAACCUUUGUUGGAGUUUGAUGAGUCUAAAACUCCCAGCUCCAAAGAAGCUGAUGAUUUAAAAUCGAGCAAAAAAGAAGAGUGAAAUGGACACCUUGGACAAGAACACCAAGGAUUCAUGAACACCAGUACCAUCUUAUGCAAAAGCAGAUUGUUGUACUACAUUUUUUGACUUUAUCAUUAAUAUCAGUAGCCCCUUAACAGUCAAUCUUAAGAUUUUGUAAUAAUGCUCAACCAUUCAGAUAUAUGCUUCAAUUUUGCUUGCUUUGCCUGGGGGUAUUCAUUAGGCUUGAUCACAAACUAGCUUAAUGUUGCAUCCUUUUUUAUUAUUUUCUAUUUUAUUUUAUUU
Messenger RNA from Olea europaea var. sylvestris, 1544 nucleotides. Its product is annotated as signal peptide peptidase-like. Lineage: Eukaryota; Viridiplantae; Streptophyta; Magnoliopsida; Lamiales; Oleaceae. The record is from RefSeq and is a predicted model, not a curated record. The coding region runs from base 258 to 1280 and encodes 340 amino acids. Gene Ontology annotation, molecular function: aspartic endopeptidase activity, intramembrane cleaving. Gene Ontology annotation, biological process: membrane protein proteolysis. The transcript has 12 exons. Gene Ontology annotation, cellular component: cytoplasmic side of endoplasmic reticulum membrane; membrane; lumenal side of endoplasmic reticulum membrane.